Molecule: messenger RNA, 503 nt
Organism: Dinoponera quadriceps
Lineage: Eukaryota; Metazoa; Arthropoda; Insecta; Hymenoptera; Formicidae
Product: selenoprotein S A-like
Biological process (GO): endoplasmic reticulum unfolded protein response; retrograde protein transport, ER to cytosol
Cellular component (GO): endoplasmic reticulum membrane; Derlin-1 retrotranslocation complex; Derlin-1-VIMP complex
Source: RefSeq, a predicted model, not a curated record
UUUGGUCUCCAAUAGCUUCUGUAGGAUGGUAUAUUGUAGGACUUUUGGCUAUCACCUAUUAUGUAUACCCACAUAUCCAAAGAAAGUAUAAAAAUUGGAAAUUGGUCAGGAAUCAACAAGAUGACACUGUUCAUUGCAAAAAAACAGAUCAAUUAUCACGAACAUCAGCUGAUGUAGAGUUAGUACGACAGAAGCUACAAGAAACAUACAACCUAAUUUGUGCUGUAGCGAAGCUCGAAGAAGAAGUGGAAAAGGAAAAGAAAAGGCAGAAGGUCAUAAAAAUGCUGGAAGAUAAAGAAGUGGGUAGAAGACUAGGCAGUGCAUCAGAUAAUGAAGCACCAAGUACAAGCUCAAAUUCAAAGCCAUUUAAAUCAAGUUACAAUCCCUUAAUGGGCGAUGGCAUCCGCAGAUAUCGUCCUCCGAAACGUAGCUGCUGCGGAAAGGGUGGUUGUGGUUAAUCGCUGUUAUUGCAAGAUCUCGUGAAAACUACGCGCUUUUGUGAC